Messenger RNA from Amorphotheca resinae ATCC 22711, 1027 nucleotides. RefSeq lists its product as hypothetical. The coding region runs from base 318 to 677 and encodes 119 amino acids. The transcript is spliced from 3 exons. The record is from RefSeq and is a predicted model, not a curated record. Lineage: Eukaryota; Fungi; Ascomycota; Leotiomycetes; Helotiales; Amorphothecaceae.
CGGAGAGAGGACGCGCAGUCUCCCCGAUUGAUUGAUUCGAAUCUUCCCCACAACGGACAAGCUCCACGAGUCUCCUCUCCCUCCCUCCCUCGUGCUGCUCGACCUCUUCCCCCCCCCCUGCGAAAGGUCCAAACCCCCAUUGUCACUCCCUUUCUCUUUCUCUUUCUCCGUCUCCAUCUCCAUCUCCAUCUUCUCUUUUUCUUUUCGCCCUCCCACCUCAGUUAUCUACAGCCUCACUGUGUCGAAUCUUCGUCUUCUCUCAACCCCAGAACCUCACUCCUCUCGCCCCCCCUGCCUCACGAAAUUCUCCCACCGCCAUGUCCAUGUUCGCCUCCACCUUCCGCUGGCUGCAGAGGAAGCGCUAUCAGUACGAGGUCACCUUCUCCCUCUACAUGUUGACGCCGACCGAGAAAUUCAUCUUCAAUUCUUUCCUCUUCCUCUUCUUCAGCAUGAUCAUCAUCGCCAUGACCCUGUAUCUGCCACAACAUCUCGCCUUCCUCACCAACCGCGCCUGGUUCUACUACAACGGCGAGGAGAGCGCCAGGGCUGCCGUCCAACCCAUGCUGGAGAGCGCUACCACCACCAUUCUGCUCGAGAAGGUUAAAGAGACGCUCGCUGCCCACGCCGGGAGCGUGGGCGCUGCCUCGGUCGUGUCCGAUGCGGGCAGAGAGUUAUAGGCCCGUCUCCGCCCUUGGAGCGGGAGGCGGUCGAGGGCAUGAUUUUGUACGAUAUGCGUAGUGUGAUUAGCGAGGGACGGAGUCUAGUCGGAGCGUCCUUCUUCUAGCUACGGAGGGUAUCUGGUCUUUUUCUGUUGCCAUGGUUUUUUUUGGGAGUUGGGCGUGUGUGUGUGCCGCUAGAACGGGGUUUGAAUGAUAAAAAUACCUAAGGAUAGUUGCAAGAGCAAUUUCAUCGCAUGUUGGACUUUUUACAUACAAGGAUGAGAUCUUCCGUUUCGGAAUAUCGAGGAUCUCGGGUAUGCAUAUAAGGUACUCGUGAACAGCGGCGCAAUAUGUUUAAGGUACCUGAG